AUGCUGCUGCCUUAUUCUGUUUCGGAUCAUCAACAAGCAUGUAUUUUCUUCCCUGGGAUCGAUUUCCUCAAUCUUCACCGUUUUCCUAGCAUUGAUGCUGCCUGUGCUGUGGCAAAUAUGCUCAAUGAAAGAUUCUACAAUGUUUUAAUGUUAACUAUAAUUGGACAGUGGAAUCAAAGUUAUCGCCACAUAUUGGCCAGCCCUAUUAUCCCUCUUCAUCUAUACCGCCAUCGCUUGGAUAUAUCCCUACCACCGUAUUACGGUGACCACCCUGCUGUUAAUUUUCCCACUUCAUCAACACACAAAAGCUUGCUGGUGAUGUUGUUCAACGCAUCUUCGUCAUUUCGAGAAGAUAGCCUUGAAGCCUUUGCACGUUCAGAUGCUGUAACUAUACUCAAUGAGUGUGAUGAUCAGCCCUCCCUGGUAUGUGAUGUUGCUGGAAGUGUAGUGCAAUGGGAAAACGCGCUCAAGGCGUCCAAAUUUGUUCUUAUCCACGAGGGAAUGCCAUAUUUCAAGCUUGCUUUACAAAGGGCCUUGCAGGCUACUAUUAUUCCUGUGAUAUUCGUGCCUAACUACGUUCUUCCGUUUUCCGAUUACAUAGACUGGCACUUGAUCUCAUUGCGACCGUCCAGUCUUACUCGUGUCCUUGAUGUCAUAAAGGGAUUGGCCACCACGAAAGUGGAAAGUAUGCGGGUUCAAAUUCGAAAG
Haemonchus placei is the source of this 708-nucleotide messenger RNA. Lineage: Eukaryota; Metazoa; Nematoda; Chromadorea; Rhabditida; Trichostrongylidae. The record is from the annotation of a GenBank genome assembly.